This is a messenger RNA of Oncorhynchus tshawytscha (Chinook salmon), 4246 nucleotides long. RefSeq names its product ADP-ribosylation factor-binding protein GGA3. The transcript has 17 exons. Gene Ontology annotation, molecular function: small GTPase binding; phosphatidylinositol binding; ubiquitin binding. Gene Ontology annotation, biological process: vesicle-mediated transport; intracellular protein transport. The record is from RefSeq and is a predicted model, not a curated record. The coding region runs from base 556 to 2754 and encodes 732 amino acids. Gene Ontology annotation, cellular component: trans-Golgi network. Lineage: Eukaryota; Metazoa; Chordata; Actinopteri; Salmoniformes; Salmonidae.
AGGUUAAUUCACAUAACCUGCUUCGUUAGUUUUCCUAACCUGUACGUUAAUUAUCCUAAUCCGCUACUUUAGUUCUAUUAACCUGCUACAUUAAUUCGCCGAAACUGCGAUGUACAUUUUCCUAACACGCUACGAUAAUUAUCCUAACCUGCUGUGUAGGCUAAACAAACCAUCUGUGCCGACAUAUUAGCAUAACAUUGGCUGCCUCCUGGGUUUGAGCCAGGUGCUCCUUUCAAAACGCCAGCUAAAUGGGUCCCAAACAAAAGUGACAUUGUUAAGCACGUGGAGUAAUGAGUAGGAUUCAGUUUUCACAUGCAAAAGUGAUUGCUCUCGAUAAAAACGUUUCCUCUGCCUUACCAAUGAAAACUCUUUGAAAAUUCAAACAUAUUGUAAGGAAAGGAGAUGUAUGCAUCAUGAUGUAGACAACAUGACCGAUCGCAGCAAUUACUGUUCGAUUUGAGAUUGUGCUCCUCCCUCGCCGCUUUUUCCCGUUCUCGACCGGUGCCCCGUGGUUCAGCAUAAUCGAAUGCGCCCAUUGGUGUAUCUGCAGUGAAUAUGGCGGAUGCGGAAGGGGAGUCGCUGGAGUCUUGGCUCAACAAGGCCACCAACCCAUCCAACAGGCAGGAAGACUGGGAGUAUAUUAUAGGAUUCUGUGACCAAAUCAAUAAGGAAUUGGAAGGCCCACAGAUUGCUGUGAGAUUGUUAGCCCAUAAAAUCCAGUCCCCACAAGAAUGGGAGGCGAUACAGGCUUUGAUGGUUUUAGAGGCUUGCAUGAAGAACUGCGGGAAAAGGUUUCACAACGAAGUUGGGAAAUUUAGGUUUCUAAAUGAACUCAUCAAAGUGGUGUCACCUAAAUAUCUCGGUGACAGAGUGUCAGAGGUGGUGAAGAAGAGAGUGGUAGAUAUGCUCUUCAGCUGGACGCUCUCUCUGCCCGAUGAGGCUAAGAUCAGUGAAGCUUAUCAAAUGCUGAAGAAACAAGGUAUUGUCACAGUUGACCCCGAGGUUCCUCUGGAUAAGACACUGAUGCUGUCGCCCCCCUCCUGGCCCAAGAAUCCUGUGUUUGAGAACGAGGAGAAGAGCAAGCGACUGGCUGAGCUUCUGAAGAGCAAAAAGCCUGAGGAUCUACAGGAGGCCAACCGCCUCAUCAAAAACAUGGUCAAAGAGGAUGAGGUGAGGCUGCAGAGAGCAUCGAAGCGCAGCGGCACUCUGGAGGAGGUCAACAACAGUGUUAAACUGCUCAACGAGAUGCUCAGCCACUUCAGCAGGGACCAAUCAACAGAUGGCGACAAGGAGCUUAUCAAAGAGCUUUACGGUGACUGUGACAAGUUGAGGGGGACUGUGUUCAAGCUGGCCACAGAGACAGAGGACAAUGAUAGCAGCUUAGGUGACAUAUUGCAGGCCAGCGAUGACCUGUCCCGCGUCAUCAACACCUAUAAGAGGAUUGUGGAGGGACAGAAUGUCAAUGGAGAGAUGGAGACACUUGGACCAUCAACUACAACACAAUGUACCAAAGACAGCAACCAGUCUGAGAUCCUGAUAGACCUGGCUGGUCUGGACCUCCAGAGCCCCUCCCCACCUGAGCAUCCUCCUCUAGCCCAGCACCCAGACCUCAUCCCAGCUGACCUACUGUACGGGUCUGCACCCCUCCAGGAUCUUCAGGCCUGCCCUGUCAUGGAGGACUCUUGCCCCAGCAAACCCUCUGCUGCACUGUCUCUACUGGACGAAGAGCUCCUCUCUCUAGGACUUAAUGACCCAGUUCCUGCAAAAGAUGACUUGAAUAAUCUGUGGACGACAUUUUUGCAGGCUCCCAACCCAGUUUUGGACCUGUUUGGCAGCGCCCUCCCAGCUACUGUAUUCUCUGCAGCUUCUACGACAGCCGCCAGUUUGGACCAGUUAGGAACUUCUACAACAGAGCCUGUUUCUAAGACAGCCGCCCCUGUCAGUUACCCACAAUCCUCAGUGGCGGCCUCCUUACCCUACCCAAGUGCUGCUGCCCUGGCAGUCUCCGCCUCCCUGAACCACAGUCUGCAGGACCUGGCCAUGUUGGAUCUGGGCAGCCCCAAGAGCAUGUCUGGUGUGAUCAACACCGGCGACCUGUUUGGUAUGGGUGAGGCUAUGGGUGCCACUGCCUCCCCGAGAAUUGGGAUCCCCGCCUCCAGAUCCAGCCCUCUUCCUCUGGGUAUCCUACCGGCUGCUGCUGCUGCAGCCCCUACCUUGUCCCCUAAGACCCAGGCUGAUGACAGCCCCCUUCUCCGCUCCCUGUCCCCCAUCCUGAUUCUCCCGCUGGGGCAGGCCAGCCCAGCUAAGUUCCCUGAGAUCUCCCUAAGUAAUGUCCACGUGCCCCUGGAAGUCAUCAAGCCAAGCAAGCUGUGUCCUGUGACGGCCUAUGAUAAAGACGGGGUCCGCGUUCUCUUGCACUUUGCCACCGACUGUCCGCCGGGCCGGCCGGACGUGCUGGUGAUGGUGGUGUCCAUGCUGAACACUGCACCUCUUCCCGUCAGGAACAUAGUUCUACAGGCUGCUGUACCCAAAUCGAUGAAGGUGAGACUACAACCGCCCUCGGGAACUGACCUGGCGCCCUUUAACCCCAUCUUUCCCCCCACCGCCAUCACUCAAGUCAUGCUUCUGGCCAACCCACUGAUGGAGAAGGUCCGGAUGAGAUACAAGCUGACGUUCACACUGGGAGAGCAGCAGUGCACAGAGACUGGGGAGGUGGACCAGUUCCCCCCAGCGGAGAUAUGGGGGGCUCUAUAGCCCCCCUAACCGCAAAAUGAUGCCAAGGACAAUACAGUAACACAUGGUGGGGACAGCUUGAGCUUGAGUCAGUUGACACUACAAAGACUAUUUGGGGGAGAAUCAAUGUAUUUGUGAAUGUUUCAUAUACUAGUAAGUUAUUAAGCGCUAUUAUCAUUGUGCCAUUUGUUACAUUGUUCUUCUGUUAGGUGUCAUUUUAAAACACAUUUGACUUCAAGCCCAAUCUUCUCUGAAUGGAAUUGUUACAGAAUUGCUGCACUUUAGAAAUACCGUACAGACUUACAAUGUUUGGUUUUAGAGCAGUCAUAUACACUUGGAAAUGUAACUUUCAACGGUCAAUAAGAGCCAGCCUAGCAAGUGAUAAGAGUGGAAGUUAUCACAUGAUAUAUAUCGGGCAGUUACACAAGACUGUUACAAUGAACUACCAGUAAUUGGACAGGGACAAUCUCCCGAUUUGUCACAGUUAAUGGGAAAGAAGCCCUAGACUAGUAGCAUACAUGUAUCUCUUUUCCACCUGCCCCCUUUCACUUUAUUCCAAUACAAUACCUCGGUAGAAAAUGAUGGUGCAGAUAAAUGACAGUACAGAUAGCUAAAUGCUGAACACUUGCAUACUGUUGUUGAGAAGAACUUUGAAUAUAUUCAAUUGAAUUAUUUGUAUUUUUGGGAGCAGAGCGCUAUUUAUCUGGUCAGGUGGGAUUUUUCUAUUUCUACCUAUAUAUUUCUAUUAGUGGUAUUUUGACAUGUUUCAGUUAUGGGAGGUGGUGGCCUGCCAAGGUGUGUGACUGUGAAUCCUUAAGUAUUUAUUUUUAGGUGCUUGUCAUGAAAUUAUUGGUUUCCAGAGAUGUUGUUAGCGAAGCAAGCUCUGUCUACUGUUUUGAGAUCAGUUUACUGCUGAAUUCGUCCUUGCAUACUGAACUCUACCCUGCAUACUUGACUUUGAAUGGCUUGGUAGCAAUUUAAUAUUAGUUUGUAGAAACCUGGGGCUUAUCCAGGAGGGUGAAAUACCACAGCACUUUCAGAUAGACCUGUAUUGAGUAGAACGAAGGAGUUUGAAUAGGUAAGUUUGUCAGACAUUACAUUUCUAUCUGCGACGUUGUAAACUUGUAUCCCCAUUCAAACAGCGCAUGGGUGAAGGUGCUUUGCCUGCAGUGGUACAAUAUGACAUGAAUCAGUCACUCAAAAUAGGGUUUAUGGGUGUCCCUUGCAAUGUACUAGUAUGUAACAAGAGUGUCUGACUAUCUAUGUCUGUAUUCAGUCUGUCUGCGUUCUGAAGCCAUUUUCUGUUAUCAGUACCAAUGUUACAAUGGGAGGACUCUUCCAAACUUCAAUAUAAAUUGUUGCUGUAUUUAUCGUCCAUUUCAGAGACUGGCAAAUUAAUUAAUGUGCAUUAAUGUGUGGUUCUUUAAUGAGAUUGAACAGAAGUAUGUACUGUAAAUGUAUUUUCAAACAGCUGUUUCACCGCAUGAAAAAUUAAAGUCUUAAUUUUAAUGAA